AUGUCUACUCAAGACUACUCAGUUCCCGAAACCCACGUUCUCGCAAUUGCCAGUCAUGUUGUCUACGGAUAUGUGGGAAACACCAUGGCGACGUUUGCGAUGCAGUCUCUCGGAUGUGAAGUUGCAGCCCUGAAUACAGUACAGUUCAUCAAAGGUACACGAGCUACGGCGCAAGAGAUCAAAGACCUGUACCAGGGCCUCAAGGAUUCCUACCUCGACGAGUUUCAGAUGAUGCUGUCUGGCUACCUCCCCGGUGCAGCUUCCGUCGAAGCCGUCGGCUCUAUUGCAAGGGACCUGAAGUACAAAGCUACGAUGAAGCCGGGCAGUUUCUUUUGGGUCCUCGAUCCGGUUAUGGGUGACAAUGGGAAGCUGUAUGUGGCCGAGGAUGUCGUGCCUGCGUACAAGGAGCUAAUCAAGGACGCCGAUCUGAUAUUGCCGAACCAAUUUGAAGCAGAGACGCUGUCAGGAGUCAGGAUUGUGGACAUGGAUACCUUGAAGCAGGCCAUUGCAACACUCCACCAACAGUACAAGAUCCCACACAUUAUCAUCACGUCGAUAGCACUCCCGACGCCUGGCGCGACACCAUCUCUCUCGGUGGUCGGCUCAACCAUGACUUCAGACGCGUCUCCUCGCAUCUUCGGCAUCAAGAUCCCAGCCAUCGACUGCUUUUUUAGCGGCACGGGAGACCUGUUUGCUGCACUGAUGCUUGUGCGGUUACGGGAGGCGGUAAACACCAUCCCAGGCCUGAUGGAGACAGCAGCUUGGGUCAGUGGAGACGAAGUAGAGGCUACCGAGUUACCGCUCGCGAAAGCUACGGAAAAAGUGCUUGCCAGUAUGCAUGAGGUCCUCACAAAGACUAAGCUCGGCAGAGACCAGGAGCUUGACAAAUACAAUAGCCAAGUUGGGGCGAGGGACUCGGAGAAGGAUGCGAAGAAGCUGAAGCUGGCUACUUCGAAGGCGGCGGAGGUUAGACUUGUGCGGAACGUAGACUGCAUUAGAUUUCCAGAUGUCAAACUCACGGCGGAGAAGGUCUAG
This is a messenger RNA of Drepanopeziza brunnea f. sp. 'multigermtubi' MB_m1, 1035 nucleotides long. RefSeq lists its product as uncharacterized. Gene Ontology annotation, molecular function: pyridoxal kinase activity. The record is from RefSeq and is a predicted model, not a curated record. Lineage: Eukaryota; Fungi; Ascomycota; Leotiomycetes; Helotiales; Drepanopezizaceae. Gene Ontology annotation, biological process: pyridoxal 5'-phosphate salvage. Gene Ontology annotation, cellular component: cytosol.